GCCCCGCUGAGGCCUCGCAGCAUGGAGGAGCCUUCCCGCCGCCCGCGCCCGCCGCCCCGCACAGAGUCGCGCUGCUGUACCGCGCCGUCGCGCCGUUGUCCUGGUGUUGGCGCGUCCCCGGUGAUGGCCCGCCUCGCCGCCGCGACGUCGCCGUCCUGGCCGUAGGGUGUCCGUCCCGUCCGUGCGUGGGUGGGCGCGCCGUCCUGGUCUGCUCCAUUUCCCCUGCGGCCCUUUUGAUUCGCGCUGCCGCUGUGCUCUGCUGUGCACUGUGCACCCGACAGUCCCGAGCUCCGCUGCUGCUGCUGCUGCUGCUGCUGACGGCACUGGGACUUCCCUCAGGGUACAUCAGGUGCGUGGUGCCUCGUGGAGCCGCGAGUAGCGGUGACUCCGGGCCUUCGGCGUCGUCUUGGUCCUCCGGUUUCGCCGGGUGCAGCGAGAAGAGGCCACUGAUCGGGCGCGCGUGCGAUCACCCUUCUUCCAUUUCCUACUCCACCUCCUCCUCGUCCUCCUCGGGGGCCUCCGUGCCCGGUGUGGUGAAGCAGGUCGUGACGGAGGUCGGUCGUCGCGGUCUGGGCCCCCUAGCGCGCGCGCGCCGCGCUCUAGAGUAGUUGGUGGAUUGGUCUGACUGAUUGACCGACUGAGCCAUGUCGGGACACUCGAUGCUGCAGCCGCUCCUCUUUCGGUAUCGGGACCGCUGGAGAUCAAGUGGAGAUGAUGCAGCAUCUUCCUCACAAGUUGACAGCUCUGUGGAUGUGGCUGAUGGAGCUGGAAGUGGAAUGGGGUACAGAGUUAUAUUUGUCAACCGACCUCAACCACAAGUCAACAAAUACUGCACAAAUUAUAUUUCAACUGCCAAGUACUCCUUAGUGUCCUUUUUCCCAGCUUUUCUUUUUGAGCAGUUCAGACGGUACUCCAAUUGCUUCUUCUUGUUUAUUGCCAUGCUGCAGCAAAUACCUGACGUCUCACCUACGGGGAGAUGGACCACCCUCGUUCCUUUGUUAUUUAUUCUUACUGUUUCCGCCAUCAAGGAAACCAUUGAAGACAUUAAAAGGCACCGUGCAGAUAAUGAAACCAAUCAGAAGGAGGUAGAAGUACUGAGGGAUGGACAUUGGCAAUGGGUGAAAUGGCAUGCUGUUCUGGUUGGAGAUAUUGUCAAAGUUCACAAUAACAAUUUCUUCCCUGCUGAUCUUAUUGUCUUAGCGACAAGUGAGCCGCAAGCAAUGUGUUACAUUGAAACCUCCAAUCUAGAUGGGGAAACUAAUUUGAAAGUUCGUCAGGGACUAGCAGACACAGCACAUUUUCUAAAGACAGAGGAUCUGGCACAGUUUCGUGCUACUGUGGAAUGUGAUUUACCAAAUCGCCACUUGUAUGAGUUUAGUGGUGUGAUGAAAGAACAAAAUAAACAGAAACUUUCUCUUGGCCCUGACCAAGUGCUACUGAGAGGUUCUCUGCUUCGAAAUACCAGAUGGGUUUUUGGCUUGGUUGUUUACACUGGCCAUGAAACAAAACUAAUGAAGAAUUCAACCUCUGCUCCUUUGAAGAGAUCCUCAGUGGACAAAUUAAUUAACAAACAAAUUCUUAUUCUUUUUAUGAUUUUAAUUGUGUUGUGUCUGAUUUCUGCUUCAUGCAGUGAGUGGUGGUCACAUACACAUGGAGAUAAUGAUUGGUAUUUGGGUCUAGCAUACCCAUCAAAAAAUUUUGGAUACAAUCUCCUAACAUUUAUGAUUCUCUAUAACAACCUCAUUCCAAUAUCUCUUCAAGUAACUUUGGAGAUGGUUCGUUUCAUUCAGGCCACAUUUAUUAACAUGGAUAUUGACAUGUAUCAUCCUGAAACAAACACACCUGCAAUGGCAAGAACAUCCAACCUCAAUGAAGAACUUGGAAUGGUGAAAUAUAUAUUCUCGGAUAAAACGGGAACUUUGACUCGGAAUGAAAUGGUCUUUAAACAGAUGAGUGUGGGAGGCAUUUUCUACAAACCAGCUGAAAACUUAAAGGAUACUCUAUUAUUCCAGCAUAUUGAUCAAAAUCAUGAAAAUGCCAGCCUUCUUCGGGAAUUUUUAGUGUUGAUGUCAGUUUGCCACACAGUUAUACCUGAGCAAAUGUCAGAUGGAGUUAUACAGUACCAUGCCUCAUCUCCUGAUGAACGAGCGCUAGUUCAAGGUGCAUCUAUGUUUGGUUUUACAUUUGAUACUCGAACACCAAGCUCUGUGGAAAUCAUGGCUUUGGGAAAAAGAGAAAAAUAUGAAAUACUGCAUGUGAUAGAGUUCACAAGCACAAGAAAACGCAUGUCAGUAAUAGCCCGCACACCAGAUAAUAAAAUAAAAUUGUACUGCAAGGGUGCAGAUACUGUUAUUUAUGAGCGAUUAAGUCAAGGGACUCAAAAAGCCAAAGAGCAAACUCUAAAGCAUUUAGAAACAUUUGCUAGUGAAGGUCUACGUACUCUUUGCUGUGCUGUAGCUGACAUUUCACCAGAGGCUUAUGAAGAGUGGAAAGAGACUUAUCACAAAGCCAAGGUUUCUUUGCAAAAUAGAGAGCGCAAGCUUGAUGAAGCAGCAGAACUAAUUGAAACAAACUUAAACUUGCUUGGAGCUUCUGCAAUUGAAGAUAAACUACAGGACCAGGUGCCAGAAACAAUUUCUGCCUUAAUCAAAGCUGAUAUAAAUGUGUGGGUGCUGACUGGAGAUAAACAAGAAACAGCAAUUAACAUUGGUUAUUCAUGUCAACUUAUAACCCAAGGAAUGCCAAUUUUGAUUGUGAAUGAAGGUAGCCUUGAUGAUACAAGAGACACAAUUGGUCGACAUAUUGCAGACUUUGGCGAACAUUUGAAAAAACCAAACCAUGCUGCUCUUGUUGUUGAUGGACAUACAUUAAAAUAUGCUCUAACACAUGACCUUCAGCGAGAUUUCCUGGACUUGUGCAUUUCUUGCAAGGUUGUAGUAUGUUGUAGAGUAUCUCCCAUGCAGAAAGCUGAGAUGGUAGAGCUUGUUACUGUGCACACUGGGGCAGUGACAUUAGCCAUUGGAGAUGGUGCUAAUGAUGUUGCCAUGAUUCAAAAAGCUCAUGUAGGUGUUGGGAUUUCGGGAUAUGAGGGACUUCAAGCAGCGUGUGCUUCUGAUUACUCUAUCGCUCAGUUCCGGUUUUUAUUAAAGUUACUGCUAGUUCAUGGCGCCUGGAACUACAACAGAAUGUGUAAAUUAAUUCUGUACAGUUUUUACAAAAAUAUCUGCUUGUACAUUAUUGAACUCUGGUUUGCCAUAUAUUCCGGCUGGUCCGGUCAGGUUAUGUUCGAGCGAUGGACUAUUGGUCUUUAUAAUGUGUUGUUCACGGCCUCGCCUCCCAUAACAAUGGGAAUUUUCGACAAAGUUUGCUCAGCCGAAAUGAUGCUUCAAUAUCCCAAGUUAUAUGCUCCUUCUCAAAAUGGAGAACAUUUAAAUGUAAGGGUUUUCUGGGGAUGGAUUAUAGUGGCCAUAAUUCACUCCAUCAUACUGUACUGGUUACCAAUGCUCAUGUGUCAGCAUGAUGUGCUUUGGAGCACAGGUCAUGAUCAGAGCUAUUUAGUUCUUGGUAACUUUGUCUACACUUACACUGUGGUCACUGUUUGUCUUAAAGCUGGUUUAGUGACAAACUCAUGGACGUGGCUGACACAUGCUGCAAUCUGGGGAUCAAUAUUAACAUGGUUUUUGUUUGUUGUGAUCUACAGUGCAUUUUGGCCUACUAUUCCUCUGGGUGCUGUAAUGUCUGGGAUGGAUAAAAUGAUGUUUACUUCACUAGUUUUCUGGCUGGGUCUUUUCCUCAUUCCAUUUUCUACUCUCAUUAUCGAUGUAACAUACAAAGUAAUAUCUACUUCCACUCACAAGUCCCUGACAGAUGCUGUUCGAGAGAGUGAAAUUAGAAAGUCAGAUCCUGGGAUAAUCAUGGCAGAAAGCAAAACACUGACAGAACGGGCACGACUCCUCAAGAAUGUUUUCAGCCGCCGCUCAGCAACAAGGGUAAACAUGGAAGUUGAGCUGAGCCAUGGUUUCGCUUUUUCUCAAGAAGAAGGUGGAGCAGUGGCCCAGUCAGAUGUUAUUCGAGCAUACAACACAAACUUGCCAAAGCCAGGUGGAAUGUAGAUUUUGUUUUGAUCCUCUGAAGAAAAACAUUACAGUAUUUUGUAACUAAAACAGUGUUGGUAAUGUGGGCAGCAAUCUAUAAUUAGAUUCUGUGGGACCACAUUCUCUGUAAUUGUACAGAUGAGAUAAAUUUUGGAAAAAUUGAUUGCUUUUAUCUUAAGUGAAAUUGUACGCGUCUAUUGAGGAGUGAAUACUCCAUAAAGCCUUGACUACUGCAUUUGCAGAAGAUUUUAUUCUGGAAUAAUUACUAAUCAAUGCAAGGUAUUAUGUUUAACAGUGCAAAGUAAAUGUACUGGAAAAAAUUAGCACACUUAUCGAUUAAGCAAAUUGCCUAAUUUUCUUAUCAUAGCUUAAGACUGUCUUGCUUUAAAUUACUAUUGAAUUGUAAUCAAAAGCUUCGGAAAUUGACACUAUUGCGCUGGGAUAGAUUGCAAAUUUGCAUUGAGUUGUGUUUAACUUCAAAGUGAAACUGUGAAUCUGAAAGUCUUUGUGAUUCCUUUAUUUUUUUAAAGAAUAAGUGGUCCUUGUGAUAAUUAGAUUGAUGUACCUCUGAUAAUUCGGACAUUGCAAACUUCUACAUGUUACUUCUGUUUCUUGGCUGUUUACUAUUCUGUCAAAAAAAAAUUAUUUAUUGGUUUUGCAGAAACAUUUUUGUAGCUGAGUUGUUCCAAGUCUAUAGAAUCACAUUUCUCUUGAAGUUGGUGGUUUAGUGAGUUGUCAUUUUCAUCUCCUUCAUAAUUUUUUCUCUUCUUGACAAAUUAAAAACAAGAAUUAUUUGCAAAGUCAGAUAGAAAGAUAGUAUUUUGAGAUCAAGAGAUUAUUUGAAAUUCAAUUUCUUCGCAGCUCUUUCUUUUAAAAUAGGUCUCUCCUGUGCGGUGAUUAGUUCUUUGUGUAAGGAUAAAGAUAACUGAAGUGUACUUGUCCCUUACCCUUUUUUAUUACGAACUUUAAUGACUGAUAUUGUCACGAAAAUACAGUUGCUAUCUGGAAGUCUGAAUGUUUCUUCGUCCUUUGGCUGCAAGAUGAUGAUCAUCAGGCCAAGCACUGUCAUUCUAAUUUUUUAAAACAAUUAAGUUUUCCUUGCUGACAAGAAAAAAAGGUUUGUAAUUGAUUUUCAGUUGAUUGAUUUUGUUAAUACUCAUUUAAAUGUGAUGUCUUGAUCUUCAAGCUUUGAGCUCGCAGAGAAUCUUGGUAUUCUUUCCUUUCUGCCACUGACAUUGAUUACCUAUUUCAAUUACCAUAACUUUGAAUAGAUGACCAAAUAUAUAAGCAAUUGAAUUGGGAAGCGACAUUACUAUUAAAAUCUAACCGAAGGUUUCAGGACUUGUCUUUGGCAGUAUGAUGUCUUGUGUUUUGGUCCCAUAGAUGACUGGAAAUCAUGGUUGAUGCAGAAUGUAUGCAUCAUUAGUGGCAGCUUAAGUUAAGUUGUAAAGUGCAACUUCACAAUGUGAUAAUAAUAUGUACAUCUAUAAGAAUUAAUGAGCCAUGUGUUUUCAUUGUGCUAAUAUGUAUUUGCUUGUUGUGUAUAGUGUAUAGAUACAGGAUACUUAUUUAUUUUAUUUUCAAAAUUUCCAUUAUUUAUGUGUCAUAAGUAAAGUUAAAGAGUGUAUUUGCACUCGAUUGCACACCAUUAAUAUGUAGUUGAUUAACUAGACUGUGGCUUAAGAGAAUUGCCCAUUUAUUAUUUGACGAUCUUUCUUUGGUUGUUUUCAUGCUUAAAUAAGUGUUGAUUUUUAUAAUGCGUUGUUAUUUUUAUGUGUUUAUACAAAGGUUUCCUGACUGAUUUGAACAUCCUAGUCCUAUGUAAAAAUUGUACACAGAUAGUUCUAUCAUUUAAUAUGUUUAAGUGUGGCCACCACACAGCUGUAUUAAUUGAUAAUCUGUUACCUUCAACUUUGCUAUAUUUCUGAUUUUAAAAUUCAUUUUCAUUUUCUCAUGAGUUACCACAGAAUGUUUUAUAUAAUAUAACAAUCUAUAUUUCAGGUACAAACACUAUCAAAAGUUUGUUUCCAUUUUAUUCAAUGUUUCACCGUUAAAUGUGAGGUAGGCAUUUUCUUGGAUAAAAUGGGAACCCUAGUCCUGCCUAUGCUUUGAGGCAUUUUUGUAGUUUCUAACCUUUGACCUUAAACAGAAAGUACUGGUAAACGCCUUCCAUUUAUUUGUGAGGUUACAUUGAUUACCUGGGACAUUUAAAAUCUGACAUGCUGGAUCUGAGGCUGUAAUUUUUGUACCCACUGAUUUCUUGUUCAUGCUGAUCUCAUUGUCAGAACUCUUAUAGUUGCAAGAAUACAGGUCUGGAGAGAAAUGUAGCUGUGUUUCAUUUUUAAAUUGCAAUUAAUCUAGUUUCUUUGCACCAUUAAAAUAUUCCUUACCUGCAAACUGAUUUGAAAUUGUAUCUACUAAAUGUGGAUGAUUGGAAAGCUAAUGAAUAAAUUAUUGCACUAGUUUUGGUCAGCACAAAUUAA
Messenger RNA from Frankliniella occidentalis (western flower thrips), 6577 nucleotides. It is a transcript of the gene ATP8A, whose product is annotated as probable phospholipid-transporting ATPase IA. Gene Ontology annotation, cellular component: plasma membrane. Lineage: Eukaryota; Metazoa; Arthropoda; Insecta; Thysanoptera; Thripidae. Bases 645 to 4112 code for a protein of 1155 amino acids. The transcript is spliced from 21 exons. The record is from RefSeq and is a predicted model, not a curated record. Gene Ontology annotation, biological process: phospholipid translocation. Gene Ontology annotation, molecular function: ATP hydrolysis activity; magnesium ion binding; ATP binding.